Messenger RNA from Megachile rotundata (alfalfa leafcutting bee), 1725 nucleotides. RefSeq names its product lipid droplet associated hydrolase sturkopf (gene sturkopf). NCBI's taxonomy places the organism in Eukaryota, Metazoa, Arthropoda, Insecta, Hymenoptera, Megachilidae. Gene Ontology annotation, molecular function: lipase activity. The record is from RefSeq and is a predicted model, not a curated record. Gene Ontology annotation, cellular component: lipid droplet. Gene Ontology annotation, biological process: lipid storage.
CAUACGAUUUCCGGUUUAAACGAUAGCAAUUUUCAACGCCGCGCGUUCAACAAUUACUUCAGGAAACUGCGAUCGUUUAACGCUUGAAAAACUGCCUAAAUCGAUUGGAAUAAGCAACGGAAUGCGUAAUCUGUAGUUUAAACGACGUUCGUUUGCCUAUAACGCAAAAUAUUUCGAUCCUCUGGUUGGCACCGUCGCUUCCCAGCGACGCCAGUUUCCGUCGUAUAAAAGAGCCGAAUACUCUCUGUUAUGUGUUCUUUAUUAGAUACGGGAAAUGGAGAAAAGGAUAUAAAUUGUCACGUGGAGCUCGUAGUAUUUAUUCUUCCCGCCGGGGGCCCCCCAUAAGCAAAAUGCGCCAUUGUUUAUUACAAUGAAUUUUGGAACGUGUCCGUUACAAAUGCAAAUGAAGAGAAAGAAAGGAAAAAUGGGUACUUAAAACGAAGACUUCCAAGAAGGGAAAUUGAACUGCUCCAUGAUAUUAAUACACAGGCUGUACCUACUGCAGGGUUGAUCAGUGACAAGAAAAAAUAUUAGAAAAAUAAUGCAACACAGUAAAGUACAACAUGCAGCGUGCUAUGCUAAGAUGGAAUAGUGUACCUACUCAAGUUAUUACAGAGGGUCGCUGGGUAGAAGAAGGUAUUUCACAAAUUGGGAAAAAAGAUGUAGUAGUUGUAAUUCCGGGAAACCCUGGUAUACCAGAAUUUUAUGAAGGAUUUAUAAGAAAUUUAAAAUUAAGACUCCCAACUGAAGUACCAGUUUGGGUAGUUGGACACGCAGGACAUGUACAUCCACCAGACAAUCUAAGCGUUACAAUGCCAAGUACAUCAGCUUGGCAUACGCAUUAUGGUUUAAUGGCACAGAUAGAACAUAAGAAAGAGUUUAUAAAAAAAUACGUUCCAAAAGAUGCAAAGUUACAUCUUGUUGGACACUCAAUAGGAUGUUGGAUAAUUUUAAAUAUGUUGAAAGACGAAUUGAUAGCUGAGCAGGUAGUGAAAUGUUACAUGUUAUUUCCAACUAUCGAGCACAUGGCCAAAACUCGAAAUGGACAGUAUUAUACUAGCUUUAUGAUGAAGAUUCAAUUUAUUUUAUUAUUUCUUGGUUGGUUGUUAAUCUGUCUCCCAAUUUUUUUACAAGGUUUCAUAAUUAAUCUGAUAAGAUUAUUUUAUGGAAUUCCAAAAAGACAUAACAAAGCCCUUGGCCUCUUUUGUGAUUCUCGUAAUUUGAGAAAUGUAUUUAAAAUGGCAAACGAAGAAAUGGAAAUUGUAAAGGAACGAGAUGAUGAUAUAAUUGCUAAGUACAAUGAUAAAUUAUGGUUCUAUUAUGGUAAUCGUGAUGGUUGGGCUCCAGUCACAUAUUAUAAUGAUUUGAAAUCUGCGCAUCCUAAUAUCAAUGCGACUCUCUGUAAGCAUGGUUAUCCUCAUACUUUUGUUUUAAAAUAUGAAAAGGAGGUUGGUCAAAUUGUUGGAGAUAUAAUUAAUGAAAACAUAUUAUAACGAUAGAUUAUGACUAAUUUCUAAUUUUUCAUAUUUUAUUAACAUUCUGUCAUUUACUGUAAUGCUUAUUAUUAAUCCUUAAUAAUUAACAUUACUUACAACACCUUUAUAUAAACAACAUGAGUGUAAAAAGAAAUAUGCAAUAUUAUGCUAAUAAAUUAUGGUAGUUGCAUAAUAGUAUUUAAAUUAUCUCUAUUGUGAAAUUUGUAAUAUAGGUAUAAAAAAUUACAUA